AUGGCGUCUGUGACACACGCAGAUCCUGCGAGCUCCAUGGCUCUUGUAUCGUCUCUGUUCGCUGACGCUAGUAUGGACUUCAAGAGCAAGGUCCCGGACCACCUUGUUCCAACCUUUGACGAGAUCAGAACUCUUCAAGAUCUGGAAUGUGCUAUUCGAGGCAUUGAGGCAAGUCAAGGAGGCAGAAAAUCACUCCGCUAUUUGAGCAAGAUCAAGCCAUAUCUCAAAGCCUUGGAUGAAUACUCGAAGGUCAUCGAAGUGUUUGUCAAUGCAAAGCCUGAAAUCAUGGCCUUUGUCUGGGGGCCCAUCAAGCUGUGCUUGCUGAUCGCCUCAAAGCAUGAGAAGGCAUUUGAUUCUCUUCUUUCAGCCUAUGUCAAGAUCAAAGACGCUCUGCCCCAUUUCUCUGCUGUCGAACAGUUGUUUGAGAACAACCUGCAGAUGAGACACGUUCUAGUCAACCUCUACAAAGACAUUCUUGCCUUUCACCUGCGGGUCCUCACUUUCUUCUCCAGACCUGGCUGGAGCAUAGCGUUCCGCGUUACGUGUAGAGCGUUUGAUGAUAUGUUUGGUGAUAUUGUCACCAAUCUCGAGCGUUCAAAAGAGCUUUUCUACUCUUCAGCAAGCAUUGCGCAUUACCAAGCUGCCCAGGAAGCACGGCAACAGAUCGAGGUCAUAUUCAAAACACAACAAGAGACAGCUCGAAUAGAGAAAAGAACCUACGUGCAUGGAUGGCUCAGUCCUCCUGAGCAUCGCGAACGGCACGAACAGCUCUGUGAACUCCGGUCAGAAUAUCCACAAACAGCACAGUGGAUUUUUGAAGAGCCAUGUUGGAAAAACUGGCUCAACAACGAAGAGCAAAGUGGUAGGAUCUUAUGGGUGUCGGGAAUCCCAGGAGCGGGCAAGACUGUGAUAUUUAGUGCCAUGGUCGAAUCUCUGAUCCUCCGAUCCAAGUCGAACUCAUCGUGUGCGGUUGCUUACGUUUACUGCAAGUACAAUGACUGCCAAAGAAAUAGUUUUGCGGAGUUGGCUCGAUCUUUGAUUCAUCAGCUCGCUGGCAUGAAUGAAAUCUGUGGAGACUAUUUGUACGAUACUGCCAUAAAUAGUACCGAGAGCAAGGCCCGUGGGAAGCAAGCGCUCACGACGAUAAUUCAAGAUGUCCUCCAGUGCUACGAAGAGGUGUUCAUUGGAAUCGAUGGACUCGAUGAAUGUGAGAAGGACCAACGACGGCAAGUCCUUGACUUUCUCAAAGGGCUGUUCAAGCUCUCUCUCCCGGAUUGCAGUCUUCGUUUGUUCUUAACAAGCCAAGGAGAGCGUGACAUUGAGAAAUUCAUGGCUUUGACCCGCUACCAUGUGAAGAUUGGACCAGUUCACCUGUCGAGGGAUAUUCUCUACUACGUAAACAGACGAAGUGCAGAGCUGGCCAGGUUCAACCUGACAAGCCAACAGAUGGGUGAUCUGAACAGGGAUGUUUCCGCAAGAUGUUCAGAAGGCAUGUUUCUUCUGGCGAGACUCAUCUUUGAUUUGUUUGAGCGCUGUGUGACUCGCGCAGACUUCGAUGAUGAGUACACUGGGAAAGGUCUUCCGAGUGGUAUUGACGAGGCGUAUGGUCGGAUACUGUCCCGAGUCAGGAAAAGAGAGAACGAAUCCGGCCGAUCCAGGGCAAAGCCAGUCUUGGAAAUCCUCAGCUGCGCGAAACGGAAGCUUUACGUCCACGAGCUACAGGGCAUGCUUUCGAUGGACACGACUAAUCGCCAGAUCGAUUUCAGCCGUGGAAGGUAUACCCAGCACUUCAAAGAGCUAUGUGGACCGCUCGUGGAGCUAAACCUGGAUGGAACCGUCGAUUUUGCACAUCAAACAGUCAAAGACUAUCUUGAUCAGUAUCACUCGGAGUAUGUCAACCUUGGAUCUGCCGCCUUCCACUCUGCUGGCAUACUCACGUCCUACCUUUCACUCGAUUGCUUCGCUUCUACACAUCACGACGAACAGCUGAUUGAAGCAGCCAAAACAGGAUGCUUCUCUUUCUACAAAUAUGCUGUCUUCUAUUGGCUACCUCACAUCCAAUGCCUAGGGGAAACCGGUCUCAUAGAGGCUCGAAUCAAUAUGAGUCUACGCAGGAACGUCCAGGCCACAUACCGAAAUUUGAUUUCCUUCUCUGAGGUGGCUCAUGACGAUCAAGAUGACAUGCAUCUUGACGGGGGCGCCAAUUUUCCACUGUUACUUGAACAAACAGAUUCCUUGUAUGAGCGGCUUUUGCAAAACCAUGAGGAGGACUCACCAGUCGUGCGACAAAUAUCUCGCAUUCAGCGGGCUAUCGAGGCCGUCAUCUCUACCGAAACGGACAGUGUCGAGAAGGGAUUCCUCAAAGACGCUUAUGGGCCCCGGCCCUACCACUGUCCAGCCCUCUCGUGUUUACGAUUUCAUGACGGGUUCUCAAACCCUCAGGACAGAGACAACCACCACCGAACCCAUGAAAGGCCGUUUCGGUGCUCCUUCCAAGAUUGCAGCUUCCAUUCCGUUGGAUUUCCGACCCAGAGGAUCCUUGACGCGCAUGUUGACGCAUUCCAUGUGGCAAGUAUAGUACCACAGUUUUUGAACAUGAAAACCUGGUCGAUUUGGGUUUCUUUGCAGAAUAUUCUCAAAACUGAUGACGAAACGUUAGUCGGUGACAUGUGCGUCGAAGCUGCAAAGCAUCCAGAAAAACCACCAGGGCUGGUUGCCCAUGCCAUUGAGAAGGGUCACUUUAAUUCGGCACGCGCCUUGCUUCAACAUUUCCAUGGCCUCGACGACAUAGUUUCUGAAAAAGUUGGACGAGAGAAACUCAUCCACACACUAGCAGGGGCUGGCGAACUAGGCUUGAUGCGACAAAUUCUCGCCCUCUGCCCUUCGCUGCAAUGGACGUCGAGAGAAUAUUGUGUUGCUUGUUUUCCGGCAAUUAAUAAGGGCCGCAAGGAUAUGCUCUCAUUCUUGCUUGAUCAAGCAUGUGACCGGGAUUUUGACCCUGACUGGAGACCUGUUGCGCUCAUUCAUAGAGCAGCACGAGCUGGUUAUGGAGAUCAGCUGUCGCUAGUUCUCGACAAAGUCGGCCAUCUCUGCCCGCCUAAUGCCUUUGCUAUUUGCUGUCGAAACAUAGCUGGCGAAGGCAACGCAGCGGCUCUGGAACCAGUCUUGACCACCUUCUUGAAUGCUUGUGGCCCCCAAGCCAAGGAGUCUAAGUGGUUCAAGCACCUGUAUGAGCUACCUAUCGGCGAUGCGGUGACGAGGCUGAUGAAAGAAACGGUGGGAUAUUCGCAGGGCAAAGAGGGCGGGAGCUUCAAAUCUGCAUUCCAGCGUGCAGCACUCCGUGGAGACGUUGACCGGCUGACAACGAUGCUGGAUUUGGGGAUUGAUAUCAACUGUAGCAGCGGGCAAUAUGGCACCGCGCUGCAGGCUGCAUCCAAAAAGGGCCAUGUCCAUGUAGUCCGCCUCUUACUCGGCCGUGGUGCUCAGGUUGGGAUCGUGGGUGGCGAAUAUGGCCACGCUGUUGCCGCCGCUGCCGCUCUAGGCCAGCUGGAAACAUUAGAAAUCUUGCUUGCAGCUGGCGCAGAUGCAUCACAAGAGGCUCAGGAGAACUCCAAGAAGGGGAUUCAGCCCACCCGGCUCUCUCUUGUAUCCGGUCCUUCUGCAGCGCCUCCACUGCAUUUCGCCGCAAGUGAAAUGCAGGAGGGAACAUUGCGAGCGUUGAUCGAGGCCAAAGCCGAUAUUAGGGCGGUCGACAGCAACGGCGACAAUGCCUUGCAUUUAUGUGUUCUAGGCCCAUGCCCCACCAUGAAUGGGAAGGUUUAUGGGAAGGGAGGGGGCUCUUUCUGGUUUCUGCCUAAUGUCGCAAGGAGAAUCCGGCAUUCAAGCUGCACAAUUGCGAAGCUACUUUUGGUUCUGGCCACGGCGCAGAACAAGGCCGGCAACUCUCCCCUACAUUUGCUCUUUCGUGCUAAUCAGCAUAGCUCCUGGGGCAGGGUGCCCCACCCCUGUGCUGUGCAAAUGGCAAAGCUGUUAUUCGAGGCUGGCGCUAGCUUUGAUCAACUGAACAAUGACAACAAAAGCGCAAGGGACGCAGCCAUCCAGAUGGGUGGACAAACUCUGGAGGACCUGAAACGUGAAAUUCCAAGUGCGUGGGAAGGGCAUAACCGCUCCGAUCUAGACUGUGAGAUGCGUGGGCACUUCGAGCCUCGCGAGGAUUUGUCACAGUUUCCGUCCCCUGGACUGGGACUGGGGCCUUCGGCAUCUCAGAGCCCUGGCAGUCCGUUCGAAAUAGAGCCCUCAUAUGUCGGCCUGGAAGCGGAGCAGUGGCCAACGACUCCCACCGACGAUCCAUUUAUCCUGCCUUCCCUUGUGACCGAUUACCAAUAUGCGCCUGCAGAUGGAACAUACGGCGCGGCUGACGGGAUAAAUGCGCCCGGUGUCGACGAAGCAGAUCUGUCGAGCAACUGUCUCCACGACCCGGAUUCUGAGCUGUUGACGAACCACUGGCAAGACGCCUGA
This is a messenger RNA of Fonsecaea pedrosoi CBS 271.37, 4518 nucleotides long. RefSeq lists its product as uncharacterized. The coding region runs from base 1 to 4518 and encodes 1505 amino acids. Gene Ontology annotation, molecular function: protein binding. The record is from RefSeq and is a predicted model, not a curated record. Lineage: Eukaryota; Fungi; Ascomycota; Eurotiomycetes; Chaetothyriales; Herpotrichiellaceae. The transcript is spliced from 8 exons.